Messenger RNA from Colletotrichum godetiae, 2085 nucleotides. Its product is annotated as sugar transporter. Gene Ontology annotation, molecular function: carbohydrate:proton symporter activity. The record is from RefSeq and is a predicted model, not a curated record. NCBI's taxonomy places the organism in Eukaryota, Fungi, Ascomycota, Sordariomycetes, Glomerellales, Glomerellaceae. Gene Ontology annotation, cellular component: membrane. The transcript is spliced from 4 exons. The coding region runs from base 348 to 1907 and encodes 519 amino acids. Gene Ontology annotation, biological process: carbohydrate transport; transmembrane transport.
CAAUCCCCCAUCCGACCCAAAUCUGCGUUCCGGACGAACACGCGACGACCGGGGCAUCGGGAUGCCAUGCUCCACCUCGUCGGUUUUUUUUCGUACGCAAAGCGCAAUCCAACUUCCGGCUUGUUUCCCCUGUUGUCACUUGUGAAGGGAGUAUCGAUCGUAUAUAGACCUUGCCUUCUUCCCCCCCUGGACUGUGUGAUGUGACCCUGCUUCACGGCGCUCACAGGCUCUAAAGAGUCCCGACAACUUGACGACAAUAUCUUUGAGAGUUCCUUCACGAACUUGAAGCCCUCUGUCUCUCCUCCUUUUGCCAGCCUUUCCUCCGACUUUGCAAACCCAACGCCAACAUGGGUAAACCUGUCGAAGACUUGGCCGUGAUCCCCGGCGAUGACCUGCCUUGGUGGAAGCACGCCCACUUGCGGAAGCUCAACUUUAUCACCUUGUCUAUGGUGUUGUUCUCUUCUGCCAACGGUUACGAUGGAUCUAUUAUGGGCGGUCUCCUCGCCCUACCUCGAUGGAACGCCUUUACGCACAACCCCUCCGGCGCAUAUCUCGGUUGGAUCACAGGUAUCUACUGGCUCGGAAACGGUAUCGCCUUCCCCAUCGCCGCCAUCUGCUCCAACCGCUGGGGUCGCAAGCCUGGUGUCUACGUCGGAUACUUGUUCCUGGUUCUCGGUGUCGUAAUGCAAACGGCUGCUCAGAACGAGGUCACAUUCACCUACUCUCGUCUUUUCAUCGGUAUUGCUGCCUCAUGGCUCGGAAACUCGGCUCCUCUCUUGAUCAACGAAAUCGCACACCCGAAGCAACGAUCCAUCGCCAAUGCCCUGUUCAUGGUCGGUUGGUAUUUCGGCGGUACCCUCUGCGGCUGGGUCACUUUUGCCUGCCGGAACAUUGCCUCGGACUGGUGCUGGCGUAUUCCCGUCGUCCUCCAGAUCGUCCUACCCUUCGUUGCCCUGCCUGGCUUCCUCAUGUCGCCCGAGAGUCCUCGUUGGUUGAUUAGUGUUGGGCGCGUUGAGGAGGCUACCGAGAUUCUGGCCAAGCAUCACGCAGGUGGCAACAGAAGCGACCCCUUAGUGACCUACCAGGUUGUGGAGAUCCAGGCCACCAUCACCGCGGAGAAGGAGGCUUCUGCCAGCGCUUCGUACGCCGACAUGAUCAAGACACCAGGAAACCGUCACCGUCUCUUCAUCUCUGUUACUCUCGGUAUCUAUGCCCAGUGGGCUGGUAACGGCGUGGUGUCAUAUUAUCUCCUAGUUAUCCUGAACUCGAUUGGAGUCACAUCGGUCACGAACCAGACCUUGAUUUCGGCUUGCUUGAACGUCUGGAACCUGCUGUGGGCUAUCGCUGCUGCCACCAGCGUUGAUAAGCUGGGUCGCCGCUUCCUGUUCUUGACUUCUGCCAGCGUCAUGUUGGUGAGCUUCAUCAUCAUUACUGGCCUCAGCGGUUCGUUUGCCACGACCCAGUCGUCUGCCAUCGGAUCCUCGGUCAUCCCAUUCUUGUUCAUCUUCUUUGCUGGAUACGACAUUGCCAUGACUCCCUUCCUCACUGCCUACCCUUGCGAGAUUUGGCAGUUCAGCCUCCGAUCCCGUGGUCUCACCGUCACCUGGUGCUCAACCGUCGUCGCCAUCUUCAUCAACACCUUUGUGAACCCCAUUGCUUUGGAGGCUAUCCACUGGAAGUACUACAUCGUCUUCAUUGUGAUGCUUGGUCUCCUUUGGAUCACCGUCUUCUUCGCCUACCCUGAGACCCGCGGACAUACCUUGGAGCAAAUGGCUGUUAUCUUUGAUGGUGACGACGCUGCGGUCCCUCCUGCGGCUGCUGUGAGCGAGAAGACUGAGGCCUUGGUCACUCAUCAAGACGAUGAAGAUAAGAGGCAGUACCAGAGCGAUGCUGAACACAGAGUUUAAUGCAUCGCAUUUCACGAAUCCAGAAGCUUUGAAGCUUCAAAGUCAAUACCCAUCUUGCAUUUAGUAAAGUAGUAGUACCAUCCAAUGCAUCUCAUCCAAGAUUACUCGUCGCACUUGAUCUUUUCACUGAGGUUCGCAAUCUGUUCUAAUUGAAGGCAACCCCGUAAAAUGGUUCAAC